UGUGAGGUCGGCGAAUUCAUGACAUGAGGGUGGCGGUCUGGUGCAUCUUGUGGUGCCUGCAUUCGACAUCUGCACUUGCAUUUGUGGUGAGGUGCAUGGAGCGCCAUGCUGCCCCGCAGCUGCUGAAUGUCGAUGCUUUGCUUCACUCAUGUGUGGCGGCCAUGGCCAUCCAUCUCUGCUCUGUGUCUGUCUGUGACAUGCAGGUGGUCCGUCCGACGGCAAACAGCGGGUCAUUUCGGCAACACAGCCGCAGUCGGCGUUUGCUCCGCACCGCCACCAGCAUGACGACGGCCGUUAACGGCGGACCCAAGGAGGUCGGUGAUUCACUCACUGAGACCACUCUUACAUGAGUGGCAGCCAGCCAGACAGAUGAGUGGGUGUGCGGUCUGUGUGCAUGGCAUGGCAUGCAGGAUUAUCUGGCCGUGCAUGUAUUCGGCGAAGUGACGGCCGGCAACGAAAAGGACUUUGCGACGGCGAGCCAUGCCAACGCCAAGAACUCGGUUAACGAGGCUGGGGUGGCAAGGUUCGACUUUCUGCGGGGCGAGGCUGACCCGUCGCGCUUCUGCCUCAUCGAAGGUGCGACACAUACACUCAUGGAUGGCUGGCUGGACGGCAGAUGGGUUAUUCCGUGGUGACCUGCUGUGGCAUGUGCAUCUCUUCUCUUCUCUUCUGUCCUCUCUCUCUCUCUCUUGCCGCCGCUCCUGAAUUGAAGUCUACAAGGACAAAGGUGACAGAGACAGACAGACAGACAGACAAAAAGGCAAACAGACUUGCUGGCGUUCCGUUCCAGCAAACACACGCCACGUACAUCACGCGGACGCCUCGCCUCUUGUCUGUCCUGUCUGUCCCCUUGAAUACAUCCAUCCAUCCAUCCAUUUAGAUGCUCCCGCAGCCCACAAGGAGACGGCGCACUACAACACCUGGCGGUCGACAGUGCAGGAGUGGAUGGCUGAACCACGGAGCGCCAAGAAGUACACCCCCAUAUUCCCACCCGCUGCCUAUUGGGACAUCGAGGCGUCGGCCAGCGAGUCGCCCAGCCCCCUCGAUGCCACAGAGACACCACUGCUCUGCGUCAUGGUCGAUGUGCAGGUAGACAGACAGACAGACAGACAGACCCACCGGACCGCUAGCUAAGCGGCUGGCUGGCUGGCAGGAAGGCAGGAAGGCAAGCCAACAAACAGGCGGUGUUUGUUCACCUGUCGUGCGUGGCUUUGGCUGGUGUGUUGUGCUGUGUGUAGGUGAAGGAGGGUUACGAGGAGGCUUUCAUCCAGGCGACACGUGCCAACUGCGAGUGCUCGGUGCGUGAGCCUGGGGUGUCGCGAUUUGACCUGCUGCGCAACAAUGACGACCCCUGCAACUUUGUGUUGGUGGAGGUCUACAACAACCCGGAGGCUCCCGCGCUACACAAGGUAUGAUACCUACCUACUUGAGGGGGGGCUCAGAUAUAUGCUCGCACCGGCAAUGAAGGACAAUCGUGGCCAAUGUCCCUCAUUGACGGUGUAGGAGACGAAGCACUACCAGACGUGGCGCGAGACGGUGCAGGAAAUGAUGGCUCGGCCCAGGCAGAGCGAGAAGUUUAUCACACAAUUUCCAUCCAGGUCGGUCAGUUUGUAGGGCGGCACACACAUCGCACCGAGCGCAUCACACACAGUCAGUCAAGGAUGGACGCGACGCCCUUCUGUGGGCUCACCCACUCACUCACUCACUCACUCGUGGCUGACUGGCUGACUGGCUGCACUCACUGCGUAUAUGUGUGUGUAUGUGUGGAUAUAUGUGAUGGAUGUGUGGGAUGUGUGUCCCUCCCUAGGGUCCACUGGCACCGUGUGGAGGCCCUGACACACAAGCCCCUCACAGAGCCACUGGGCUUCCCGGGAACCUUCGAAUUCGGUUGGUCAAACACACAGAACACAGAGCUCCCUCCCUCCCUCCCUUGACAUAAAUCACACAAAUGAAUGCCAUGCCGUGCAUGACCUGACUGACCCGCCCACACACGUACGGUACGCGUACCUACGUCCGUCCCUUGUGUGUGGUGUGUGCGUGUAUGUGUGCAGUAUCUGCGGGCAAAAUCAUGUUUGGGAAGGGGUGUGCGUCUAAGCUGCCUGGGAUUGUCAAGAAGGCCGGCAAGUCGCGGGCCCUCAUCGUAACGGGCAGCCACGGACAGGACCGACACAAACACAUCAUCGACUCACUCACAGUAAGUCACCCACACACACACACACACACAGACACUCUUUACAUAUAUGUGGACACCCAUUCAUUGUUGGCACCAUAUGUAUGUGGAUGUGUGUGUGUGUAGGAUGAGGGCAUCUCGUGCGCGUUCAUGAGCAUCGGCAAGGAGCCAACCGUCGAGGACGUCCGCGCCGGCACACAGGCCGCCAGAGACGCCGGAUGCGACACAGUCAGCCCCUGCACACACACACACACACUCACACACACACACACACGCGCACACACACACAGAGAGAGAGAGAGACACUUCGCUGCCUGGACAUUUCCCCUCCCUGUGUGUGUCCUGCAGGUUAUAUCGAUUGGUGGCGGGAGCGCAAUCGAUGCAGGCAGGUUCUUGUGGAUGUGGCUAUGCUUACAUGCCAUGUGUGGACAUAUGCGGCUCUUUGUAUGGACGCCUGUCGACGCAGGCAAGGCGAUCGCAUCUCUGCUGGCCAACGGGGGCGACCCCUUGGACUACAUGGAGGUUAUUGGGAAGGGCAUGCCCAUCACACAGCCAUCCGUCCCCUUCUACGCUCUGCCCACCACUUCCGGCACCGGAAGUGAAGUUACCAAAAAUGCCGUACUCGCCUCACUACAACACAAACAAAAGGUAGCGAGGGAAAGAGCUUCGUAAGUGGCGCGGGGUGGGUGGUGAGCUCGCCGUGUGCAUAUCGAGAUGGAUUGGGCACUCUAUCUCUCUCGCUCUCUCUCUCGCUCUCUCUCUCUCUCUCUUUCUCUCUCUGUGUGUGUGUGUGUGUAGGCGUCGAUGCGGUCUGAGCUGAUGCUGCCGACGAUGGCGAUUGUUGACCCGAUGCUGACGGUGUCUGCCCCAUGCAACGUUACCGCUUCCACCGGCCUGGACGCACUCACGCAGGUAUGCUGGAUGGAUGGGUGGAUGCCAUACGUCCAGACACACACGCGCACCCUUCACGGAGUAAUGGGUCGUCCUCAGUGCAUCGAGCCAUAUGUGAGUCACCUGGCGAAUCCGCUGACGGAUGCUUUGGCCAAGGAGGGCAUCAAGAGGGCAGCCAGGAGCCUCCGGGCCGCUUACAGAGACCCCAAGGACAUCGCCGCACGAGAGGAAAUGGUCAGUCAGCCAGUCAGUCACAAAUACAUACAUGCGAUGCGCACACGAGUCACUCCUCGACUCCUUGACUCAUUCACUCACUAACUGACUGCAGGCUCUGGCGUCUGUCUUGGGUGGGUUGUCUCUGGCCAACGCCAAGCUAGGUGCUGUCCAUGGCUUUGCUGGUGUCCUGGGGGGCUUAUACCCUACUGCGGCCCACGGCGCCAUCUGCGCCGCACUACUGCCCUUUGUCUUCGAGAUGAACGUCGCAGCACUCUCAGACGAAUACGUACGUGGGCAUUCCCUCCCGUUGACGGAUACCAGCCCCCGAUGGAUGGAUAGAUGGAUGAGUGGGCAUUCUCUGUCUGUCCGUUUACUUACGUGUCUGUCUGUUGUCUCCCCCGCCCCAUUCAGAGCCGCACGCAGGACCCGGCCGUCGUGCGGAGGUUGGCGAAGUUCACGGAAGUGGCCAGGAUAGUCACCAGUGAGUCAGUCACCAACCAGGCCUGGCCUGACGCACACAAGACACGCAACAGGCAGCCCUCCCUGUGUAGCAUCCAUCCAUGCGUCCACCGUUUGACUAUUCCUCCUUGUUCAUGUGUGUGAUGACGGGUCGAUCAACCGAUCGAUCUAUCUUGUGGCGAUCGAUCGAUCAGACAAUCCCGAUGCGACGGCUGAGGAGGGCGCCGAGUGGCUCAGUGCCCUUGCCACGGACCUUCAUGUGCCACUCCUGGGUGAGUAGCUAGGCGAGUGCCUGUGCGGCCAUGACAGCUUACGUUGAUCUUAUUUUGUGGUGUCUUAUGAAGGCGAAUACGGGCUCACCCCAGACCAGUUUCACAAGGUGGGUGCGUGGGUGGGUGGGAGCUAGGACAGUGAGUGCUGUGCUGCAUUGAUUGCUCGUACAACCCACGGCCUGGCUGCAUACAUGCGCUGCACGUGUGGUCUGUGGUUGGUUGGUUGGUUGGUUGGUGGGUUGGACAGGUCGCAGAGGUCAGCGCGGCGUCGAGUUCGAUGAAAGGCAAGUUCGAUGAAAGGCAAUCGCGUACACAAAUGCUCACACACUGACGUAUGAUGAAUACAUACGUUCAGGUAAUCCUGUGCAGCUCUCCAUCGACCAGCUCAAGACCAUCCUCAAACAAGCCACCUAGCGAAUGGCUGUGGCGCGUUCAUAUUGUGUGCGUGCAUUUAUCAUCGUUGGUGUGUGUGGGGGGCGGGCAGGCGGGCGGGCGUGUUCGCUGCGGUCUGUUGUGUUGUAUUGUGUUGUGUGGGUGGCGGGCUGCAUGCAUCUCUCGAUAGCGAGAGGCUGCACAUUUUUAGGACUGUGCAUCGUAUGCGAAUGAGACAAGGCUUAGAGUCAAU
Messenger RNA from Vitrella brassicaformis, 4633 nucleotides. The record is from the annotation of a GenBank genome assembly. Lineage: Eukaryota; Vitrellaceae.